Oryza sativa Japonica Group (Japanese rice) is the source of this 2430-nucleotide messenger RNA. Lineage: Eukaryota; Viridiplantae; Streptophyta; Magnoliopsida; Poales; Poaceae. The record is from RefSeq and is a predicted model, not a curated record.
UUGGUCCCUUCACUGGAUUGGACAGAAGGAAACCCAUAUGAAAAAGAAGGAGCUGGGAUACCGAUGGAAAGAAUGGUGGUAGAUAAUGUUGAUAGCAGUGCUGUCAUACCUCCUGAGUAUGCUGAUCCUCAAAUUCUUACUCCGAUGCUGGGACAAAGAUUUAAGACUGAGAGGGAUGCCUAUAAUUUUUAUAAUGUUUAUGCUGUUAGUAAAGGAUUUGGGAUACGACUGGACAAAGAUCGCAUGAAUACUAAAAAGCAGAGAACAAUGCGGCAAAUAUGUUGUUCUCACCAGGGGAGGAACCCAAAAACCAAGAAGCCUUCCGUUCGAAUUGGGUGCCCAGCAAUGAUGAAGAUAAAUAUGUCUGGAGCUGGUAGUGGCUGGUCAGUAACAAAGGUUGUUUCUGCGCACAACCAUCCUAUGAAAAAAAGUGUAGGAGUUACUAAGAAUUAUCAGUCGCACAAUCAAAUAGAUGAGGGGACUCGUGGUAUUAUUGAAGAGAUGGUAGACAGUAGUAUGAGUCUUACAAAUAUGUAUGGUAUGUUGUCUGGGAUGCAUGGCGGACCUUCCAUGGUUCCAUUCACGAGAAAAGCUAUGGAUAGGGUUGCUUAUGCAAUUAGGCGGGAUGAGAGCAGCGAUGACAUGCAAAAAACACUUGAUGUCUUGAAGGAUUUGCAAAAAAGGAGCAAGAAUUUCUUUUAUAGUAUACAAGUUGACGAGGCUUGCCGUGUGAAGAACAUAUUUUGGUCUCAUGCUGUGUCCAGAUUGAACUUUGAGCAUUUUGGUGAUGUCAUCACAUUUGAUACUACCUACAAAACAAACAAGUAUAAUAUGCCCUUUGCACCAUUUGUUGGUGUAAACAAUCACUUUCAGAGCACCUUCUUUGGUUGUGCCCUGCUUAGAGAAGAGACUGAAGAAUCAUUUACAUGGUUAUUCAAUACAUUCAAAGAGUGCAUGAAUGGGAAGGUUCCUAUUGGAAUAUUAACAGACAAUUGUCCUUCCAUGGCAGCUGCCAUUAGAACAGUAUUUCCCAAUACAAUCCAUCGUGUGUGCAAGUGGCAUGUACUGAAGAAAGCAAAGGAAUUUAUGGGGAACAUAUACUCCAAGCGUCAUACAUUCAAGAAAGCAUUUCAUAAGGUUCUUACGCAGACACUAACAGAGGAGGAGUUUGUUGCGGCUUGGCACAAACUGAUUAGAGAUUAUAAACUGGAAAAAAGUGUUUACUUGCGUCACAUAUGGGACAUAAGGCGUAAAUGGGCAUUUGUAUAUUUUUCCCAUAGGUUCUUUGCUGGGAUGACUACUACACAGAGAAGUGAGUCUGCAAACCAUGUGUUUAAGAUGUUUGUGUCACCCUCUAGCUCUAUGAAUGGCUUUGUUAAGAGGUACGACCGGUUUUUCAAUGAGAAGCUGCAAAAAGAGGACUCGGAGGAAUUCCAAACCAGUAAUGACAAGGUUGAAAUUAAAACAAGGUCACCGAUAGAGAUUCACGCAUCCCAAGUAUAUACUAGGGCUGUUUUCCAAUUGUUCUCUGAGGAGUUAAUCGAUAGUCUAUCUUACAUGGUGAAACCUGGGGAGGACGAAAGCACCGUGCAAGUUGUACGGAUGAACUCGCAAGAAUCAUUCCUUAGGAAGGAAUAUCAGGUGUCUUGUGAUUUGGAAAGAGAGGAAUUUUCAUGCGUUUGCAAGAUGUUUGAGCAUAAGGGGAUUCUGUGCAGCCACAUCUUAAGGGUACUUGUUCAGUAUGGUUUGUCAAGAAUUCCAGAGAGGUAUAUACUGAAAAGAUGGACGAAGGAUGCUCGGGAUACUAUACCACCUCAUCUACAUGGGUACAAAGAUGAUGUCGAUGCUUCACAAUCGAGGAGUUACAGACAUGUAAUGCUGAAUAGGAAGACUGUGGAGGUGGCUAAGAUUGCUAACAAAGAUGUGCAGACAUUUAAGAUGGCAAUGACAGUCAUGAAUAAGCUUUUGGAGGACAUGAAAAAUCAGUUAUCUUUGGAUGAUGGUGACAAUAGUAGAGAAGCUCCGAAGCGAGCAGCUAGGCAUAAAUCAAGGUCUACUGUAUUGACUGAAGAUGGAAACGAAGAUGUUGGUGGAGGUGAUGAGGACAGUGAGUAUGACGUGCCAAGUGAGGACGAGGGUGGAAAUUUGACUGCUGAUAUACUUCCACCGUUGAAAAAGAGAAGCAGAGGAAGACCUAAGGUGAAUAGGUAUAAAUCGGGUGGUGAGGUUGCCAGCCUGAAAAGAAGAAAAGAAGUAGGGAUUGAGAAGAAGAACACAACCAAUGAGUGUGAGUCCGUUGAAGAAGAAAACCAAGUCAUUGAUCAUGAGGAUGAAGUGCCCUUUCCUCGUAGGUUUUGCCACACAUGCCACGAAGCUGGUCAUAAUUCGCGGACUUGUGGCCGGACAUCUACGUACAAGAGAAAACUUUAG